Messenger RNA from Candidozyma haemuli, 738 nucleotides. It is a transcript of the gene MCM1, whose product is annotated as transcription factor. Gene Ontology annotation, biological process: positive regulation of transcription by RNA polymerase II. The coding region runs from base 1 to 738 and encodes 245 amino acids. The record is from RefSeq and is a predicted model, not a curated record. The transcript has a single exon. Lineage: Eukaryota; Fungi; Ascomycota; Pichiomycetes; Serinales; Metschnikowiaceae. Gene Ontology annotation, molecular function: protein dimerization activity; RNA polymerase II cis-regulatory region sequence-specific DNA binding; DNA-binding transcription factor activity, RNA polymerase II-specific.
AUGUCCAGCGUGACAAACCAAGCUAAAUUGGAAGCCAGCGACGAGCUCGACUCUCAAGAACCUCAAUUCGCUCGGGGAUCCGUCUCGGGUGUUGGUGGUGACGAGGAGGAGGAUGAUGAACCUUCUGGAGGCAAACAACAAAAGGAAAGAAGAAAGAUUGAAAUUAAAUUUAUUCAAGAUAAAUCCAGAAGACACAUUACAUUUUCUAAAAGAAAAGCCGGUAUUAUGAAGAAGGCUUACGAAUUAUCCGUGUUGACGGGAACGCAAGUUUUGUUGUUGGUUGUGAGUGAAACCGGUCUUGUUUAUACUUUCACCACGCCUAAAUUACAGCCGCUUGUGACAAAGUCUGAGGGUAAGAACUUGAUUCAGGCAUGUUUGAAUGCACCCGAAGAAGGAUUGGGUGAUGAACAAGGGGAGCAGAGUGAUGGUAACUCGCAGGAGCUGCCCGACCAGAGUCCAGCACCACCUCAGGCACAACAACAGCAACCGCAACAGCAACAGCAGAUCCCACAUCCUCAACAAGUACAGGCACAUCAACAGCAUCAAGCAGCAGCGGCAGCAGCGCAUCAACAGCAGCAGUUACCACCCACACACAUGCCGCACCAGAUGCCAUAUCAAGGACAGGGCCAUCCUCUGGGAGGAUUGCCUCUUCCCCAGGGCGGGAACUACAACGAUCCCUAUGGGUACUUUGGUGGAAUGGGUAAUGGAAACAUGCCUAACCAGCAGCAGUACCAGUAG